AUUGGCCCUUAGCAACCAAAAUGGCGGCGUACACGAAAUGUUUGCUUGUGGGCGAAUGUUUGGUUUAAAACGCUUCAAGUUUUUUGCUCAUUUUGCAUUUGGUUAAUGAAGGAAAGUAGAUCAACGAGAUUCCAAGUAUAAACGACGUAUGUAGGUUUACAAUUGGUAUCCACUGCAGUCAUUACAAUGUGUGCCAGUAGAGCAUCGGAGAGAAAUGCAAGGGAGUUCUAUGAUACCAAGCAGAGAGCAGUCAAGUUCUACAAGGAGAAUGGGGUACCGGAGAGGCUGGAAGAGAUUCUCAACUCUAUGUUUUACGAAAACCCACCAGAUGUCUACGGUCGAUUGUCGGAGCACUUUGAGUCUUUGUCUGCUCCACCAGUCAUUCACAAAGUGGAUGCUAGAGAGGUUUUAGACAGUAGAGGCCAGCCUACCCUACAAGCGGAUGUGUACUGUAUUGUCAAAGGGCUUGAACAGCAUUUGUCCACUGUCACCAUGGCCAGCACCAACUUACUCAUGGAAAACGCCCCCAUCGACAGAAAGGAAGCAGAUGAGAAAGAGCGACAGCAAUUCGUCGAUGCGGCCCUUGGGUUUAUCCAUGGACCAAUCACAGAGGCCGUUAGUGGCAUCAGCCCAGCCAAUCAGGGAGAGAUUGAUGAGAAUGUUUGGAAAAUACUGACAAGACUUCAGAAGGAAAAAGAGGAAGCGGAGCGUAAGGAACGUGAGAGGGCGGCAGAGCUGGAACCACCAGCCCCUGAACCUGCAAAGGAAGAGAAGAUUAUCUCACCAAAAGGCAAAAAGAAACUAGGAAGUGCCAAGUCUACAACAGUCGUCGUUGAGGAACCCAAGGAGCCGCUGCUACCAGGUUGCAACGCUGCCUGCGUGGUGUCACAGGCUGUGGCUGUAGCAGCAGCAAAGCUGGCCAAGAUCCAAACAUUCGAACAUAUCGCCAACUUGUACUCGGCAGAGGAACAGCAAGAGUUUGAGCUUCCCUUGUUGAUGGUGAAUCUGCUGAAUUCUGGAAAGGCCUACCCUGGCAAGCAGAAUCUCAUUAAGGAGUUGCUGCUCAUCCCUAAACCAGGGAAGACACUGAGGGAGUCACUUAAACAGCUGACAGCUGUUCACCAUCAAGUCAGCAAGUUACUGUUUCCUAAACUUGGGGUUGCUGGGUCAUAUGUGAAUGACCUUGGUGGCUAUUGUCCACAGUACGACCGGCCAGAGCAGUUACUGGACCUAGCUCAAGAGGCCAUCACUGCCCUCGAACUGACCCCUGGGGAAGAUAUCUUCAUCGGACUGAACUGUGCUGCCUCUGAGAUGUUUGACUCGGACAAAGGUAAAUAUGAGAUGGCCCAGGGAAUGUUGAAGUUGCCUGAUGACAUGGUGGAAGUUUACGCUGAUCUAAUCAACCGAUAUCCAGCCAUCGUUGCCCUCGUAGAUCCCUUCAAGAAACAGGAUACCGAGCAAUGGCGCAAGCUGUGUGAACGUUUCAGCGAGCAGUGUUUCAUCGUUGGAGACAGGGCCUAUCCCAGAGCUGAGUGUUUUUGCAAGCAGGGAUUGGGUGAACUAUGCUCCAGUGCAAUUUCACUGAAGCUAGAGCAGAUGACUAGCGUAAGCGGUAUCGUUGAAGCAAGUAAACUGGUUAAAGAGAAUGAUUCGGCUGUGGUCAUCUCUAGCGUGAUUGGUGAGAGUCCAGAUAGUUUUCUGGCGGAUUUGGCCGUUGGUGUCGGCGCAAAGUUUGUCAAGUUUGGUGCCCUCGCCCGCGGUGAGAGGAUCUCCAAGUACAACCGUCUUCUGGAGAUAGAGGACAUGCUGGCUGCUCAAGACAGGAUCAAGAUGUCUGAGGGAUUUGGCUUCCCUGUCAUCAAACCACCUGAACCGGAGGAGACGGCAGAAAAUGAGAACAAAGAGGGAUGAUGGUUUAAACAAUAGACUGAUCCAUUAGGCUCCGCCCACUGCACACAUGACAUCAACACCUGUACCUCCACAAUGCAUGAUACAGACAGGUGCAUAAUAUGCAGGUGUACAUUUUAAGGGACUUUUGUCAGAUAAUAAUAAUAACUACUAAAGCACUUUUAACAUGAUCAAAGCGCUUUUACAAAGAAAAUAAGACAAUAAUCAAGAAGAUCAGAUACAUAGAAAUGUACAGAUUACUAUUGGAAUUUGGAAGACAAGUGAGUUUUUUUGAAAGUCUGAAUCGAUGGUGAGUCUCGGAUAUGACGUGGGAUUCUGUUCUGUUCUUUGGCACCUGUGAUGGAGAACGCUUUGUCACCUGUAGCUUUUGUGUUUAUUGUCGCAUGCAAUAGGUUUAUCAAACCUUGAUAUAUGAUACUAGUAAAAUGGGGCCAAAAAGAAUAAAUGGAAUGCUAAAGCUCCAAAAUUUAUUCUGUUGUUGCCUUAGAUCAGAUGCAAGAAUGCAGGAGAAAACUAGAUUUCAAAAUUGUCUGGAGGAGGGGGGGGGGGGAAUGCCCUGGACCCAAGGCGUGCUCAAAACAGCCCCCCCCCCCCCCUUACUCACGUAAGUUUUGUUUACUUUAACCUGCUAGAUUUUGGGCUGGGGCACACAACACCCCCCCCCCCCCCCCCCCAUCAGCAGUACAUGUAUCUUGGUCCACUGUAUUCCUUUUUUUUAGUCUUUCCCCACCCCUUUGUUACUUUUUCAUUUUUAAAAUAUGUUAUUCCUAACUUUUUGUACAUGUGUGGUGUGUGUGGAAAGUUGGAAAUGUACAUAUUAGAGAAAACUGAUUUCACAAUUAUUAAUAAAAGCUGGUAUGUUUUUGUAUCAGACAUCGUUUAAUCUCA
Patiria miniata (bat star) is the source of this 2796-nucleotide messenger RNA. It is a transcript of the gene eno4, whose product is annotated as enolase 4-like. Lineage: Eukaryota; Metazoa; Echinodermata; Asteroidea; Valvatida; Asterinidae. Gene Ontology annotation, molecular function: phosphopyruvate hydratase activity; magnesium ion binding. The transcript has 13 exons. Bases 187 to 1911 code for a protein of 574 amino acids. The record is from RefSeq and is a predicted model, not a curated record. Gene Ontology annotation, biological process: glycolytic process. Gene Ontology annotation, cellular component: phosphopyruvate hydratase complex.